Messenger RNA from Wyeomyia smithii (pitcher-plant mosquito), 1008 nucleotides. Its product is annotated as rho-associated protein kinase 1. The transcript has 6 exons. The record is from RefSeq and is a predicted model, not a curated record. Bases 138 to 875 code for a protein of 245 amino acids. Lineage: Eukaryota; Metazoa; Arthropoda; Insecta; Diptera; Culicidae.
UUAUCUUAUCAGUUUCAGAAGGCAUAGCAAUGAUAGCAGAAUUUAGGUUUUCUUUUAAGCCAAUUUUAUCGACUACAGUUUAUAUGGUUAAGAAAACCUGUUCUUAAUUUUGAAAAUACUUAUUUAUUUUUCUAACUAUGGACCCCCGUGAAGAAGACAUCUUAAGACUGAAUCGCAAGAUUAAGCAGCUGAUCAGCGAAAACGAUGCAUUGGAAACUCGUCUUCAACAAUUACAAAGCGAAAAUCGAACUCUAAGAGAAGAAGUUGGUCCCUUGCAAAAGUCCUACAACAAAGCGACAGAGUAUUGCGUGAAGUACAAAAUUGAAUUGGAGCAGCAGAUCACAACGAGGGAACAGCUCUAUGCGGCUAACCAGCAGCACAAAGAACGUUACAGGAAGCUGCUGGAUCUAUACAGUCAGCAGCACGAGAAAGUGAAAGUACUCCAACAUAGUCUGAAAUCCGUAGAAACCACCAGAAGGGUUUCUCGAGUCCCGGUUGAAAUAAUAGGCAAACUUUCCGAUAUUGGAAAAAAUGAGGAACUAGAAAAACGAUGCCAAGACCUGCAAAGCAGGUGUGACCGGCUUCAGCAAGACCUAGCCGGGGCGUAUGCCGUAAUUGACGAUUUGGAGUUUGAGUUGGAAAGCGUCGAUUAUUUGGAAGUUGAAAACGAACGAUUGCAGCAGGAAAUUCGACAUUUGAAAUCAAACUUUCUUGACCAAGGAGUGAGCAGACCAACAUCGGUGAACCUACCAGAUGAUGCAGAUACAACAAGCGAGCAUUCUGAAGAAGUUACUCUGAGACACUCGAAGGAUGACAAAAAGAUACGCCGAGUUACACUUCUCAACAGGCUCAGCAGCAUCCGGCAGCUCUCAUAAUUUCCGAUGGCGUGAUUCAAGUUCUGCUGGUUAGUACUUACUUGGUUCCACCCAACGAGCAGCAAAACGAAAACAAGAAGAAUUACAAACAAUAAUAAUGCAGUUUAAUUCAGAAAAUAAAAUGAUCAUUUAA